UGAUAAGUUUACGCUGCUUGUUGUAAUAUAAUUUAGUCUUUAACGAACGUUUGCUGUUAUAAGUAAACAGUAUUGAUUAAUCAUGUAUAAACGGGGCGUGUUAUUUAGAAAAAUAAAUUAUAAACAAAUCAGACGCCUUCACCAACUGCAGCUGGAUAAAGGGAGUUAUUUGUAUCACCCAGGUAAUGAACCUCUCAAUUCUGCUAAUUUCGGCGAGGUCUUGGAAAGAACGGUUAACAAAUAUCCCAAUAGAAUUGCCAUCAAAUCUAUUCAUGAAAACCAGAGUAUCACUUAUGCAGAAUUAUUGGAACAGGCGGAUUCCCUGGCGUAUGGACUUCGAAAUAAUGGUUUCGAAAAAGGUGACCGAUUUGGUAUUUGGUCUCACAACUGUGCAGGAUGGAUAAUAGCAUGUAUAGCAGCGUUUCGGGCUGGCCUCAUAUCUGUGUUAAUUAACCCCCUUUACGAAGCUCCAGAAUUAAGUUACAGUAUAAAUAAAACGGGUUUAAGGGGUCUUUUAGUGGGGGAUGAAUUACCAAGUAAAAACUAUUACAAAAUGUUGCAACACAUGAUACCAGAAUUAGCGUCAGCAACGCCGGGAAACCUGAAGUCGAGUCAAUUUCCCAGUUUGACAACACUCCUUACGACUGGAAAGAUGAAUUUGAAAGGUGCUUUUACAUUGGAUUCAUUAAUAAACGAAUACAAGAAUAACGAUGUUUCUCAGUACGUGAAAGAAGUUAAAUCGGAGGAUGGCUGUUUAAUUCAUUUCACAUCAGGCACUACUGGAAAUCCCAAAUGUGGAUUAGACUCAAACUUAGGAAUAGUUAACAAUACGUACUCCUCGGGAAUAAGAAAUGGUUUCAACGAAGCACAUGAAACUAUUUGCGUUCAAGCUCCACUGUUCCAUGCCCUAGGAUCUGUGAUAACAUUACUGGGAGGAUUCACACAUGGCGCUUCCCUUGUACUGGCUGCGCCAUCAUACAGCGUUACCGCUACCGUAAACGCAUUACUUGCUGAAAAAUGUACAGCAAUAACGGGAACUCCAACAAUGUACGUGGACAUACUCUCCAAAAUAAAGAGUCGAGGUGAUUUGCCUAUUAAGCUACGGAUGGCACUUGCAGCCGGUGCACCUUGCAGUCCUGAACUCAUACAUCAAAUGGAGAAAUACCUAAAUGUUCGAUCAGUCAAGGCUUUGUAUGGUAUGACAGAAACUACGGCGAGUGUUUUCCAAUCACUCCCUGGUGAUAAUGUCGAUGUUGUUGCUGAAACAGUCGGCUACAUUAUGGAUCACGUAGAAGUUCAGGUGGUAGAUGGCAAUGGAAUCAGAGUUCCAUUCGGUGAGGCGGGUGAGCUGAUGGUCCGUGGUUAUUUGAACAUGAUUUCAUAUUGGAAUGAUCCAGAAAAAACAAAGGAAACUAUUACCGAUGACGGGUGGUUGCAUACUGGGGACAAAUUCGUAAUUUCCCCGAAUGGAUACGGGCGUAUAGUUGGUCGCAUAAAAGAAAUAAUUGUGAGAGGGGGAGAAAACAUCGCACCAAAAGAAAUAGAAGAUUUGCUAAACACCCACCCUGAUGUUAUUGAGAGUCAGAUCAUUGGAGUAUCAGACGACAGAUUAGGUGAAGAGCUAUGUGCAGUUAUGCGAUUAAGAGAUGGCGCUGUGUUCGGUGUUAAAGAAAUGUCUUCGUUUUGCGCAGGAAAAAUUUCUAAAUUUAAAAUACCAAGGCUUCUGAAAGUAACAAAUGAGUUUCCUAAAACAGCCUCCGGAAAAAUACAGAAGUUUAUGCUAAAAGAAAUGGUAGAAAGUGGAAAAUUGUGAAAUAACUUUGUGUUUAAAAUCUUAAUUGUUUAUUUCUCAAAGCUAGAUGAGCGAUGCUAUAGUAUAUUUUAUAUUACAAAACAUCUUGUCCAUUAGCUACACACCUAUUCUAAGAGUAUUAUGAAAAUUACACUAUCGGCUAAACUAGAUAAUGUUGCUCUACGGACAAUAAGGUUUGGUAAAAUAUAAUUUUUAACCGACAUUUUCAAAUUUGACAUAUGAAGUGGCAAUAAAAGCAUCCCGAUUAUUUGGUGUUCGUUUACUAAUGUGAUUUUUAAAUUUGCGUCUCAUUCAAGUUACCAAAAUUGUAACAUCUGUUUCAUGUGACAAAAAUACGGCGGAAAAAUAUAUCCUUAAUGCGAUCUAUCGCUGUAUGUUGUAAUACUAUGGUUAGACAAUCUAUAAUAAUAAUAUGGGAGUAGAAAUAUCUCAGCUUCAUUGGUAUUUAAAAAAAACGUUAUUAAAAGAUUAGACUUUUAAUUAUAAAAUAUACUAAUAAGACUUAAGUUUAACUAGACCUAUGUGCUGUGGGUGAUGUGUAGUAGUAUGUCAUGUCGUCUUGUUCCUCUAUAAAAGGAGUACGACGUCUGCGGAGUAGACCCUCCUACGUCGAUCGCCGAGGUCAAAACUCUAAUCUAGAGAUUACUGCCUCGAAAAUCACCAGGUCUCAACGCCAUCUCGAACAAGGUCCUACGAUGCCUCCCGCCCCAUUUGAUAUGCUUACUGGCCUAUUAGGCCUAUAUGGCAUAUUCAAUUACCUUCUCGUAAACGGCACUCUCCCGGCGCAGAGGGAAGAGGCCAUUGUAAUUGGUAUUCAUAAACCAGGCAAGCUCUGUAACCACCCCACCAGUUAGCACUUUCUUAACACGCUGAGCAAGCUGUAUCUCGUACAUGGUACAGGUAGUCAAAAAGCAUCUCCUAGAUUUCGCCCUAGAAAAGGGGUUCAUUCCCGAUGAGCAGUUUGGCUUCAGGCCGGCCCACUCGUGCGUCCAUCAAGUUCAUAGAAUUACGGAGCACAUCCUUUCCGGGAUGAACAGCUCCCUGAAACCGAGAGCCACGAGUGCUCUCUUCUUCUAUAUAGCUAAGGCUUUUGACAAGGUCAGGCACAACGGCUUGGUUUACAAACUCAACCACUUUCAAGUAUCGUACACGAUUUCUUGCCCGGUCACUCCAUGCGCUAUCGUAUAGAAGGAACAUUAUCACCCAUCAGGGCCGGAGUCUCUUCUGUUCACGCUGUUCACCCGCGACAUCCCUAGGGCUUCCAAUGUGGAGCUAGCCCUCUAUGACGAUGACAACGCUCUCUAUACCACGCACAAAGAUAGAUGUGCCAUCGUGGACAGACUCCAGACCGCAACUACCUCGAUAGGCGAAUGGUUAGAUGGUGGCUAGAAUGAUGAUGGCUAAAGCGUCGAAGUUCUCUUUGCCAGGGGCAACGCUGAGGUCCGAGUCUCACAGAAAACGCCCUUGCGCUAUCGUAGAAAACGCCCAUUCCGGCUGAGCUACCCUCGCCAAAACAGCUCAAGCUGAGUCGUAUGUGUGUGUUAAAUAUAAUAUUAUUAUCAUAAUUUGAGGUUGGUUGAGGUUGAGGAAAAAGUUUCUUUGCAUAUUUUUUUUUAAAUUCACAAUAUUUUUUUAUAUAGUUUAUUUACAUUUUAACCCUAAAGUAUGUAGGUACUAUUUUGUUCGAUAACUUUUUGCCAACUUGUAGAUUGGGACAUGAUCCCAUUGCUAUAGAUAUUUUGGGCCUUCUGAUCAAAAUACCGCGACAAUUGGUUUUGGCAGCCCUCUCGUGAUGUUAACCUGACACUGCCUAAAGAAUUCUGAAGAGACAGAAACAGGUGGAAAUAUGAAGGUACAAGGUCAGGACUAGACGGCGGAUGCAUUAACACCUCUGAGCCAAGGUCUCUUAAUUUAGUCUGAGUGGCUAAAGAUGUGUUAGGUCUAGCGUUAUCAUGAUCAUCUUGAAAAACCACACCCCUUCUGUUGAUUAAUUCCGGCCGCUUUCUCUUAAGUUCUUGCUUUAAUCUUAUCAGUUGUUCGCAGUAGAGUUCAGAAUCGAUGGUCCAGCCUGGUGGUAACAGCUUAUGAUGAAUAAUGCCCUUCCAAUCCCACCAUACACAAUGCUAGUUAACAUGGGUUUCGCCACAGUCUGUGAAGCUGAUCGGCCUUUCACCACGACCUUUUUCACACGUUCUUGUCGUACGUGAUCCACUUUUCAUCACCAGAUAUCAGCUUCUUCAAAAAUGUUUCCGUUUUAUUACGUCAUAAUAAAGAAUCACAAAAGAGUACACGGUUCAUUGGGUUUAAAUUAGGCCUGUUAAAAACUCACUUUUGAAACUAACUCCAUACUUACCUCCAUACUCUUUUACAAUAUUUGAAGUAUGAAGUAGUAUGAAGUAUAUAUUUAUUUGCAUUCCAUAAUGUUACAAUAGAUGUUUAAGAGGCUUAAAGCUAGGUACAAUAUUAUGGACCCUGUUAGGGCACAGCAAAAGAAGGCAUUACAAAAUUUAUAUUACAUAAUUAAUAGUAACAAAAUAGUACAUUUCAGGUUAGUAUUAAUUAUAUAGAAUAACAUUUUUUAAUUUAUUUAAUUUAGAAUAUUUAGGGAUUAAUAAUUAUGA
Pieris brassicae (large cabbage white) is the source of this 4434-nucleotide messenger RNA. It is a transcript of the gene Acsf2, whose product is annotated as medium-chain acyl-CoA ligase ACSF2, mitochondrial. The record is from RefSeq and is a predicted model, not a curated record. The coding region runs from base 83 to 1813 and encodes 576 amino acids. The transcript is spliced from 12 exons. NCBI's taxonomy places the organism in Eukaryota, Metazoa, Arthropoda, Insecta, Lepidoptera, Pieridae. Gene Ontology annotation, molecular function: medium-chain fatty acid-CoA ligase activity. Gene Ontology annotation, biological process: fatty acid metabolic process.